Cheilinus undulatus (humphead wrasse) is the source of this 2256-nucleotide messenger RNA. RefSeq names its product ribonuclease T2 (gene rnaset2). Gene Ontology annotation, molecular function: RNA binding; ribonuclease T2 activity. Gene Ontology annotation, cellular component: extracellular region. The transcript has 10 exons. The coding region runs from base 129 to 950 and encodes 273 amino acids. The record is from RefSeq and is a predicted model, not a curated record. Gene Ontology annotation, biological process: RNA catabolic process. Lineage: Eukaryota; Metazoa; Chordata; Actinopteri; Labriformes; Labridae.
GAUUUAAUCAAAAAAGUCCCCAAAAGUCACACGAGCUCCAGGCUAGCUGAAAACGCUGCUGCAAGGGAUUCAAAGGCAUCAAUAGCGCCAAUGGGAGAGCACAACGGCUAGCUUCAAGAGGAACAACAAUGCUAUGGCAGACAUUUUUCUCAGUGAGAAAGAUGCCAGUCAUUACAAGAGGGUGCUGGUCAGAUAUGAGGCUCUGCUCUCCUCUCCUGCUCUGCCUGGCAGCAGCUCUGUCCUCUGCCUAUGUGAUCACACAUCACCACCAUCAUCAUCAUGACAGCAUGUGGACCAAACUGAUCCUGACACACCACUGGCCAAGCACGUUCUGUAGUAUGGAACACUGUAAGUCAAACAUAAGCUACUGGACGCUUCAUGGACUCUGGCCAGAUAAAGGGAUCGAUUGCAAUUCAUCAUGGCAUUUCAACUCCUCUAAAAUACAGGAUUUGCUUCCAGACAUGAGAAUGAGUUGGCCCGACUUGAUCAAACCUACAUCUGAUGAAUUCUGGAAGUAUGAGUGGCACAAACAUGGAACAUGUGCAGCCAAAGCAGAUUCUCUAAAUACUCAACAUAAAUACUUCAGCAAGGCCCUGGAUCUGUAUCAUAAAGUGGAUUUGGACAAAAUCCUGAGAAAGUUCAACAUCACACCUUCAGAAGAUUACUACAAAUUGUCACAAAUCGAGGAUGCCAUAGAGAAGUUCUACAGCGUCAAACCGAAGAUCCAAUGUGCCCACAGAUCAAGGAGGGAUGAUGUCCAGGUUUUGGGGCAGAUUGAGAUCUGUUUCGACCCUGACUUCAACCUGCUCGACUGUGAGAAACAUUUCACCAAAGACACAAUAUCCAAGGGACACAGGAACCAUCUCAUGGAUGUUGAAAGACCGUCUGGGUUCAAUGUGUGUCAGCAUGAUAUGCCUGUUUACUACCCCCCUCUCUCAAAAAAGACAUAAUCAUACAAAACAAAAUGCUGUACACCACACCCAUAUUCUUACAUCCUUAAAUGCACACACAUCUUCUUUGUUUACCAAUCAGCUGUACUGUACUUUUACUGUACUGUACUUCACACACUAAUAAUAGUUUUAAUCUCUCAGACUUUACAAUGAAAUUUCAAUAAUAGAGAGUGUCUUAAUAGUCUCAAAUAGUUUAAUUCUAGCACAGCAUUAACUCUUCCUGUAAAUUCUGGCCAUGAGAGGUGCUUGGAUAACAACCACCUUUAAUUGCAAUGAUAGUUUAAGAUCCAAGACACCCAAACACUCCUUUACCACCAAGUGCUUUAAUGGGAUUACAAGCCUUUCCGAUCCUUAGUAAUGAAUCGGUCCGAUAGUGCACAGCCUUUUUUUCCACAGCUUAACACGGGGGCAUCAUGGCAAGUUCAGGUCAGACAGGCAAGCAAACAGGCAGCUUAGUGUGAUUGUUUGGCAAAUGAGUGAAGACUUGCCGUUUUCAUGGGUGGCUCUUACUUAAUGCUGAGAUUUUGUCAAACUGUGGAGCUCAAUUUAUGACUCUGCUGGCUAUAUUUUAUUCCACAGUUGUUUGUCUUCACUGUAUACCACUUGUUGAGUGGCACCUAUUUAAAGCAAAGCUGAUAGGAGUUUUAGGAAAACACUUUUUGAGACUACUAUAAACAUACGUUUUUGAAUGUUAAUCAUUACAUAAAUUAUUUUUUAAAAACUGCCUAGUUUUAAACAUCUUUAGGAGCAAGGGGUCAACUCUCAACCACUGCUACUCUGCAUUAACAUGAUUUGCUUUAUGGAGGAAUUUAAUAUUCAGAUGUUUGCUAAGAACAUAAUCAUUAUUCCAUCUUGUGCUUAGAUUUUUCUCUAUGUCUGAAAUGCUGAAAGAGAACUUUAAGUCAGUUUGCAGAGCAGGAAUCAAAUACACUGUAAAUUAUGUAUAGACUUCAAAAAGUAAAUGCAGGUUAUGGUGUGUGCCAGAUGGCAAUUCUUUGUUAGUUUUACAUUCAAGGAGACAUAUCACACUCAUUAGUCAUAGUUUGUUUACAGUUUUUACUGCUCUAGUGCUAAACUGCUUGUUUCUCAAAGAUGUAGCAAAUGUUUUAACAAUAUUUAAUUCCAACUCAAUUUGUACAGUGAUUUUUAAAUGCAUUGCUUCUGUUUGGCUGUCUAUUUUGUGCUAAAUAAAUGAAUUCAAAUGAUCACUGUUAUUAAAGCUAUACUUGAAAAAUUAUACAAUAUGAAAUGUCUGUAAUGAGUAUUUGUACUGUCAUUUUUCAAUGUCAAUAAACAUUAAAUAUAU